Molecule: messenger RNA, 1014 nt
Organism: Culex quinquefasciatus (southern house mosquito)
Lineage: Eukaryota; Metazoa; Arthropoda; Insecta; Diptera; Culicidae
Exons: 3
Coding region: 1-1014 (337 amino acids)
Source: RefSeq, a predicted model, not a curated record
AUGGAGAAACAGCACGUUAUGACACGACAAAGUGUGAAAGUCAUCGGCGCCGUCAGCAAGAGCUACUAUCGCGGCCAACCUCUGCCGACACUUCCGGCGAACCCUCGUCGCCAUCUCGAAUGUUCCCCCCGGCACGUCAGUUUCCCCCACCGGAUAUCCAGUUCAAGCGAUCCUCCAACUCCCACCCUUCCCCUUCCCAUCCAGUGCCAAAGCGGUGUCGUAUUUGGUCAAGAGGUGUGCUUGGAGGAGGAGCAGGUGCUCGACUGGCCAGGUCGGCAGACCAAUUCCCGUUUUUAUCUGAGCGGCGGCAAGGACAAGAAGCUGGGUACCGGCUUUAUCGUGCGAGGCAAGAUGCAGGAUCGCGUGUUCGGCUUCACGGCGAUCAGCGAGCGGAGUUGUAAGUUGAGGAUAAGAGGCCGUUUCUUCAACUACAGCAUCAUCAACGUGCACUGCCCCCACGAAGAAAAGACCGAUGAUGAGAAGGAAGCAUUCUACGCGACGCUGGAGGAGGUGUACGAAGGCUGUCCGCGGCAGGAUGUAAAGAUGAACGCUCGGUUCGGAAGGGAGGAAAUGUUUCGACCGACAAUAGGCCCAGAAAGUCUACAUGCGGUCACGAACGACAACGGCCAACGCUGCAUCGACUUCGCAGCCUCCCGUGGAAUGGUGGUCAGGAACACUUACUUUCCUUGCAAGGACAUCCACAAAGCUACCUGGACAACACCUGAUCAACGAACGAAAACGCAAAUCGACCACGUCCUGAUCGACGGCCGAUUCUUCUCGAACAUAACGCACGUGCGCACCUUUCGCGGUGCGAAUAUUGACUCGGACCACUACCUAGUUGGAUUUGACAUGCGCUCAAAGCUGUCGACGGUGUACAACCAACGCCGGCGGGCCCCUCCGUUCAACACCACGUGCCUGCAGAACGGAGAUGUGGCCCACAGUUACGCGCAGCAGCUGGAAGCGAAUCUGCCAGGUGAGGAGGAACUUGGCGCAGCCUCGCUCGAGGGUGGUUAG